AAAAGAAGGGUCUCCUUCGUUUCGUCUUGUUUUCCGCUGGAGCUGGGAUACGCCGUACAGAGUCACUCUGUGAUUAGUUGCCACCGGCGGCGGAGACGGGCAGCGACCGUGCGCGUUACUGAGACGACGUCGUAGCCAUCGUCCGUUUCGCAAUACAAGAACCUAGAAAGUUCCCGGCGCUGAAUCGAAACAUGGAGCAGUCCCCUCCUCCUACUUCUCAGCAAACUCAAUCUUAUGCCGCGGCGUCGUCGUCAUCCGACGAAGAGAUAGACUACAGCGUGAAGCCAGAGUUCUACGACCCGAAGCUCGACGAGAGGGAUGAAGCUUGGGUCGGGAAACAGAGGCGAGGCAACCGCCGUUCCGACGCCGUUCUGAGCUGCCCUGCCUGUUUCACCACCGUCUCCCUCCAAUCCCAAAGGCACGAAAGGUACGUGACACAGUAUAGAGCCGUAGCUGUUAUGAACUGCAAUGUCGAGAGUCGAGGCGAUCAGAUGGCAGUGGAUGGAACAGAAGAAGGAGGAGGAAGAGGUAAGCCUGCCAGCAGAGUUGGAAGCGGCAGAAGAAGCAGCGAAGGAAGCAAUUCAAGUUCAGUGGACCGAGUUGGGUGCUCGGUUUGUGAUACACAGGUUGGGGUGAGGGACGAGGAGGAGGUGUACCACUUCUUCAACGUCAUCCCAAGUGAAACUUAGGGAAGACGACUACUCUGGGCUAAUUCGUUUGAACCAGAAAACAUCAUUCUGAACAAGUUUAGUUUGAGUUGCCCUCCAUGACUUCACUUGGCUCUGGAGGAAUGUUAGAUUCCCGCUGAUGAAUUACUGGUAUUGCUAAUCUGGAAACCAGCAACUGCUUCUGUGGUCAUUUUUAGAAAUGUGUUUUGAUCUUGAGCGUCUGAUUUUGCAUUUGAUUAGAUCAUUAUUUACGCAGAGGUAUGUGUAAAAGAAAUACGCAGGACGUGACUACAAUCUACAAACAGCAUUAUUGAGGGAGAUUUUAUUUUCCAGCGGGGGUGCUCUCAUUUUCAUCAAAUCGUUCCAAAAACAGGUGAGAGGUUGGAGGGGCCCGCCAUCCAGCUGUAUUGUAUAUAUUUGACAAUCUUCUUCUCUGUCUCUCUACAAUAUUAUAUCCUUUCUCUCCUCUCGCUAUCAAGCUCCUACUACUGCUGCUACGUCUAUUUGAUUGAUUUCUCUCUCUGCUAUAUUAUUUAUUUUUCCUGUCAUUCUAAUUUACGACAAUACCCCUUCUCGAGCAAUAUUUUUCAAACAUUUAUAUAUUUUGCUGU
This is a messenger RNA of Linum tenue, 1279 nucleotides long. Lineage: Eukaryota; Viridiplantae; Streptophyta; Magnoliopsida; Malpighiales; Linaceae. The record is from the annotation of a GenBank genome assembly.